CGACGUCGGCAUCACGAUCGUCAACGAGGUGGGACUGGACCCUGGGAUCGACCACUUGCUCGCGAUGGAGUGCAUCGAGUCGGUCAAGGAGCAGGGCAGUACGGUGAAGUCGUUCAUCUCGUACUGCGGCGGUCUGCCUGCGCCAGAGAACUCCGAGAAUCCGCUCCGAUACAAGUUCAGCUGGAGUCCACUGGGCGUGUUCAGGAAUGCUCACAGCGGAGCGAGAUACCUGCUCAACGGAAAGGUCGUCGACGUGCCAGUAGGGGGCGCUGUGCUGGACGCGCGGCAGAACAUCGACUUCCUGCCCGGAUUCAACCUGGAGGCGAUUCCGAACCGCGACUCGACCAAGUACGCGUCGCCAUACGGAAUCGAGAGCGCGCACACGAUCAUCCGCGGCACCCUGCGCUACAGGGGCUACUGCGAAGCCCUCAAGGGUCUUCUCAAGGUCGGCCUCAUCAACGACGUACCGCAUCCGAACCUGCAUCCGAUGGGACCGGAGAUCACGUGGAAAGAGUUCAUGUGCACGCUGCUUGACCAGCCACUGGACAUGAUGUUGGACAUGCUCAAGGACGCCGUGUUCGACAACGUCAAGCAGGACAACAUCCACUACCACACGAUCGCCAACCUGGGACUGCUGUCGGACGAUGUGAUCGAGAAGAAGAACACGCCGCUGGCGACCGUCUCGCACUACAUGGCCAAGCGACUCGCUUACGGUGCUAACGAGCGAGACAUCAUCGUUCUGCGGCACAACAUCGCGGUGGAGCGGGCCGACAAGGAGACGGAGGUGCGCCACAUCAACCUGGUCGUCUACGGCGACCCGCGCGGUUACUCCGCCAUGGCCAAGUGCGUCGGCUAUCCGACCGCCAUCGCCUCCAAGAUGCUGCUGGAAGACGAGAUCCAACAUAAGGGCAUAGUGAUCCCUCUGAUGCCGGAGAUCUACCGGACGAUGCUGAAGCGGCUGGCGUACGAGGGAAUCGUCGCCACGGAAACGGUGUCCUACCCGGAGUACUCCCCGCUACACCACGGAACACCAAACAACAUGUCCGCCCACUCCAACCUGUUCUACCAAUCCGCGGCGUGAUCUCUCCCGCGCCACCGCCGCGUAUCGCUGCAGCGUCAAGAACAGAGGCUCCACCUGGAGGCGGCCGACCGCGGCUCGCGCUCCGUCUCCUCUCCCUUCGAUCGUCUCCGCGCCGUGGCGCCAUCUGUAUCCCGUAGCGACAACCGCUUUGCGACGAGUCUUCCGUGUGAAAUCUCGACGACUCUUUCGAGCGCGACUCUCUUGUCUUCGGACGAACUUUCCUCGUCUCUUCUGCACGCCGUCUCGCAAAUUUUUCGGUGGCGAAUCUUCCUUGUGCUUGUCGUCCGUGUCUGAAGACGGCCAUUCCUCGUGCGUUCGGGUUGUGGGUUCGUCUCUAUCUGCAUGCAUGUGCAACGAAGGUUGUUGUUCAUAUUCAGAUCAUACUCUCUAGAUCUGUACCGUAAUUCGGGGGCCCGUUGUCGGAAGUAGGAAUUAACAUUACUUUUAACGUUGAACUAUUUUUUUUGAUAGACUGCUGAUUGAAACGGGAGUGAAUGAAAACGAAUUUGUUUUCAUUGACCUCUGAUAGAAAUGCGGUAAAGUUACCAGUUUCUCACAUAGCAGUACGUUGAAGUCCGGUCUGCGAGAGAGGAUGUCAAUGUUACGACUAACGUUAACGCUAGUUUUGUUUCCGACAAUGGGCCGCUGUGCUUUGUGCAUGCCUCUUGCUGUGGGCUACUAACCGACGUUCUCCCAGAGCCUGGAUGCGAGUGUCUGUCCGUUGUGUGUGUGUCGAUUGGUAGUAGGUCAUUGCCGCUGCGAGGUCACGAUAAGGUCAUUGGGAGUGUCGGGGCGAUGGGCCCGGGAGAGGCCCGUGUAGCAUAUUAUGUACAUACAGGUGUAUCGAAGCCCGGCCGUUAACCUUCAUUCGUCUGCUAAUAAUCAUUCAAAUAAUGGUCUGUAUACUAAAUAAUAUUGGUGUAGUGUUUCUUUACUUAACAAUAUAUACUGGUAUGUAUACACACAUGUAUUAUAUAUGUGUGUGUGUAUAGAGGGAAAUAUAAUAUCAUGCUGUGUGGUGUGAU
Molecule: messenger RNA, 2106 nt
Organism: Priapulus caudatus
Lineage: Eukaryota; Metazoa; Priapulida; Priapulimorpha; Priapulimorphida; Priapulidae
Product: alpha-aminoadipic semialdehyde synthase, mitochondrial-like
Exons: 9
Coding region: 65-1081 (338 amino acids)
Cellular component (GO): cytoplasm
Molecular function (GO): saccharopine dehydrogenase activity
Source: RefSeq, a predicted model, not a curated record